Messenger RNA from Brassica rapa (field mustard), 726 nucleotides. Its product is annotated as probable WRKY transcription factor 61. The record is from RefSeq and is a predicted model, not a curated record. Lineage: Eukaryota; Viridiplantae; Streptophyta; Magnoliopsida; Brassicales; Brassicaceae.
AUGGAGAAGGAUGAUUUCUUGAAGAGUCGUCAUGGAGGAGAAGAAAGACAUGCGGAGAUGAGAAAACUCGAUGCAUCUCACGAUGAUCCUCAUCAAGAUAUUAUAAGAUCCAAGCUGGACUCAACUAAAGUCGAAAUCGAGGAGGCUAGAGAGGAAAAUCGAAUUCUAAAGUCAUCCUUGAGCAGGAUAAAAAAGGAGUUUGAAGUUCUUCAAACACAAUACAAUCAAUUAACGGUACAACAUGAAGACCUUAAUAAGUUCUCAACAAAGGGCCAUCAUCAAGACAAAAACGAAGAUGAAGAAAAAGAAAGAAUUAGCGAGCGCGACGAACUUGUCUUGUUGAGCUUAGGUACACGCUUAAAAUCGCCAGUUCCAAGUGUUUCAGUAACGAACAAAGAAGAAAAAACGAAAGAUUUCAUGGAUGAAACCGGUGAUGAAAAAAACAUUGAUGAACAUAAAAGAAGUAGUUAUCAAGGAUUAAGUCUGGGAUUUGAAUACAAAGAUUUGAGUAAUCCUACUGAGAAGUUUGAGAUUGGCCAUAAUCAAGCAAAUACGUCCUUGGUAGUUAGUAACAAGACUAAGAUACCGUCAGAAAAUAGUUUUGGGUUUAAGAAUGAUGGAGAUGAUCAUGAAGAUGAAGAAGAGCUUUUGCCUCAAAACCUUGUUAAGAAAGCUAGGGUUUCUGUGAGGUCAAGAUGUGAGACAACUAUUAGAUAUAGAAAGUAG